CAAUGGCGUCUCUUGUAUUUUCUCCCCUUGGUUUUGAAUUCGCUCGACGCCGACGCGGGUAGCUUCGCCUCCGUCGAGAAGCUUCUGGAAGCUUCCGGAGCCGCGCGCCGUGGGGGCGGCCGAAGCUUGCGGGCUGCGGUGGCGGCGGCGGGUAGCUUGGCGAUCGAUCCGUUGCUUGCUUGCUGUGGGGGGAAAGGGAUCGAGAUGGUCGUCUCAUUCAUUACCAGAGCUUUGAUACUUAUUCUUGGAUAUGCAUACCCAGCCUAUGAUUGUUACAAGACGGUGGAGCUGAACAGACCUGAUGUUGAGCACUUGCGGUUCUGGUGUCAGUACUGGAUUUUACUGGCAGUCCUAACUGUUUUCGAGAGAGUUGGGGAUAACUUUGUAUCAUGGUUACCAAUGUAUAGUGAAGCAAAGCUGGCAUUUAUUGUGUAUUUGUGGUAUCCCAAGACACAGGGUACUGCCUAUGUGUACGAGUCAUUCUUCAAGCCGUACAUUGGAAAACAUGAAGCCGAAAUUGAUCGCAAUCUACUUGAGUUGAGGACUAGAGCUGGUGACAUGGCGGUUCAUUAUUUCCAGAAGAUUGCAGACUACAGUCACACAAGGUUCUAUGAAAUCCUGCAAUAUAUUGCUUCGCAGUCAGAGGCUCAAAGCUCUCGUCCUCAGGCACAGCAACACCAGCAGCGUCCACCGCCUCCACGGACUCGGCAGGUGAAUCCUGGACCACCACCCGUUCCAGCACCCUCAGCGCCUCCGAUGCCGUCACAACCUGCCCCUCCUCUGCCAAGGAGCCAAGCUCAAGCUGACAAUGCCCCAAUUCCAGUCGCCCCUCCAGGCGCCGGCGUGGCUCCUGCACAACCACAGCCACCUCAAGCAGGUCCUGAAGCUGCCACCGUGCAAAGCACCGAGGCGGCGCAGCCGGCCAAUCCACCGGCGAGCAACCCGCACCAAGCACCGGUAAUACCCGACGAGGAGACGCUCAUCCAGGAGGCGAUCCGGAUGACACGGAGCCGGCUCAGGAGGCGCAUGGGCGGAGCUUGAACUGGACACGGAUCGUUUCUUCAUCACACAUUCAUUCUCAACACAGGGUGCACUGCACGCGCAUUCUGAAUCCAGUGUUCCUGUAAAGAAGAAAAAAACAGUCUGAAACCUGUUUGGUUUCGUUUCGCGGUUCGCAGUAGUGUACAGAUCCCACACCAAGAUCAGCAGGAAGUAGAACAGUAGAUGCCUAGAUGGAAGGACGUUGUGUCGGCUCAAGAUCAGUAGCCGGGUAACAUGGUAACAGGGAAGAAACCCUGGCUGGGAGAUGUUGAUAGACGAUGAUCCCUCUCCUUUUGUCACUCUCAAAAGUAUACUCUCCGCCUUGGCUUCGCUCUCUGCCAAAGCAAAAGUCCGUCCUUGCCACACGUGGGUUGCAUGGGAAUGCUGUCGGCCUGAAUGCAAGAACUAUAUUUGUUUGCUUACAAAAUCAAAAUUUGCCUUUUGCUUGACCACAAGGUGGGAUUAUGCAGCAAGGGGUGAUUGCUUGA
Oryza brachyantha (malo sina) is the source of this 1529-nucleotide messenger RNA. Its product is annotated as putative HVA22-like protein g. Bases 205 to 1041 code for a protein of 278 amino acids. The transcript has 7 exons. The record is from RefSeq and is a predicted model, not a curated record. NCBI's taxonomy places the organism in Eukaryota, Viridiplantae, Streptophyta, Magnoliopsida, Poales, Poaceae.